Messenger RNA from Oikopleura dioica, 1359 nucleotides. Lineage: Eukaryota; Metazoa; Chordata; Appendicularia; Copelata; Oikopleuridae. The record is from the annotation of a GenBank genome assembly.
AUGUCAAGCUAUGACCAGCGCAAUCAAUACGAGGGACAAUACCUGAUUCAAAACUCGGCUCCUUCCGCCCGUUCCAAAGCGAAGCCGAUCGCCGUCCCAAUCGUCUCUGUCCGCAAAACUGACAAUGACUCACGAUUGUCGGGCAGCCCGGGCAAUCGCUUUGGAUCGCAAUUCAACAAUACCUUCGGUGCUCACUCUGCGCCGCCUAAUCGCGAUAUAAGCUCGCCUAGUCGAGCAGACUCUCAGAUGAAGGAUAUUUUCGAAGACAUCGCCACUGUCGGCACUAACUUCGAGCAACAACUGCGUAUAAAAUUGGAUCAGGAUUCGAGAGACAUCAACCAGAACUUCAACCAGAAUCAACCACAGUCGAACGUCAGUCAGAUGAUACCAAUGAAUAAUGCCAGACGCCCGCCUCAGGCGAGUUCGGUCGCUCAAUCAUUCUCGCCUUCGUCGUGCCCAACUCUUUACAUGCCAGUCAAGCAGGAGAUGACUGAUGAUGAGAUCAGACAGAUUCAAAAGGACCGACAGAAAAAAGACAAUCAUAAUCUGAUUGAACGACGACGACGGUACAACAUUAAUGAUCGAAUCAAAGAACUCGGUCAGCUUAUUCCUCGCUCUGGCGAUCCAGAAAUGCGAUGGAACAAGGGCAAUAUCCUCAAAGCAGCAGUUGAGCACAUCCGAAAGCUGCACACGCGCCAAGAGCGCCAGGUCCGCUCCGACGAUCGAGCAAAGAAAAUGGAAGCGAUGAACAGACAACUGAUGAUUCGACUUCAAGAAUGCGAAAACGCAAUGAGAUCAAAUGGACUCGAUGUUCCAGAUAUGCCAGAGCGAGAUGAAUUCAUCGCGCAACUCGGCGGAAAUGAAACUGGAAAUAUGCUCGAUGAUGACUUGGAGAGCGCACCUUCUCCCGGAGACAUCAUGAGCCUCAACGACGAUCUACAGUCGACGCACAGUAUGCAAAGCCAGAACUUUAUGUCCUCGCCUCGUCGCAUUGGUGGAUCCGAGCCCAAGCCAAUGCCCGGCCAGCCCUCAACGCUUCAACAACCGAGCUCGUUGAAUCAGUUUUCUCAUCAAAACGCGUCUUCCUUUGCGAGCGGAGUCGGCACGCCCGAGUUCGGCUCCCUCUUCAGCCAGUUGCAAGAGCUCAUCAACGACCCCAGCCUACAGGAUGUCACUGACAUGGGCGGUCAAAUGGCAGCCAAUCAAAAUCGCCAGGCACAGCCCCAGAGCCAGGCGCGACAAGCCCCCGAGCAAGUUCAAAAUUACCCGGAUCCAGUUCAUGAUAUGGACUUUGGUCGACAGGAAAACACAAUCUUUCAAGAAGAUUUCAACAUGGGAGAUGAUAUUCAGUUCGAUUAA